Molecule: messenger RNA, 1293 nt
Organism: Cotesia congregata
Lineage: Eukaryota; Metazoa; Arthropoda; Insecta; Hymenoptera; Braconidae
Source: the annotation of a GenBank genome assembly
AUGUCCAAAGGAAAAGUUAUCGAGAACCCGGAAGUUCCAGGUUUUGAGCAAAAUUUACCUCCGCCACCGUCGCUGCUACUUUCGUCGGACAUAAAAGAUAUGGACCCGGCGGUGCUGACAGCACCGCCUCCUCCACCUCCGCCGUUGCCGGCGAACCAGGUGACAGUGGACCCUGCAGUCUUGACAGCACCACCUCCGCCGCCGGGCCCGCCGAUAAUUAACUCGUAUUACCAGAGUUCCAUGCCUCAAUCCGUGCCCUGGUGGAUUCCCACGGAUGCCGACUCCCAGGAGGCUUUUUGGUAUGAUCAGAGUCGCUACGCUCCUCCGGCUCAGGAGAAACCUAAGAAAGUACAAAAACGGAAACAUGAAGUUGUUGAUCCUGUUCAAGAUGCUGAAAGAGUAGCAGCAGCACAACGAGAAUUGACAAUGUUAAUGAAACCACUAAAAUGCGACCUUUGUAAUGCUGUUAUGAACUCGACGCUCCAGGCGAAAUUACACUACGACGGUAAGCCGCAUCAGAAAAAAGUAUCCAUGUACCUUAACCAGAGCGUCAAGAGGACCAAAACAGAGACGGGUCCUGUAAACAGCGAAGCAAACAACGACUGGGACAGUUAUUGCGAUGUAUGUAAGACGUGGUUCACGUCCCAGACCGACGCUGCGCAGCAUUACGCCGGGAAAAAACAUAUUAGAGCGACUACUGGGGCUCCUAAACAAAAAACACACAAAAAAAAUUCAAACCAAGGACCAUUAGACCCAACGGGAAGAUUCGGGAUUGGAACGGGGUUCCAAGCGGGGGUUCCAGCGGUUCCGGCGCCACCAGUCCCCGCGGUGGCGCCACCUAUAGUCCCCGCGCCAGUACCACUAGCGCCAGUUCCUCCGGUUCCAGUCUGCGAAGUAGCCGUAGACUCGCCGCCAGUUAUGGUCGACGGAUUCGCAUCUGGAGCAACCAGUUACGGUAUGGCUUUACGUUGUGACUUGUGUGGGGUCUCUGCAAAUCGACUGGAACAACUGGAGACCCAUCGACGUGGUGCUCGGCAUCUUAAAAUGAUGCGGAUGAGUGGUCUGGCACCUCCAGAAUCCAUGCAAGAGCCGGCGACAAUUGACUAUUCGAUUUAUCGGACGCCUUCUGGUUCUUACUACUGUGCGCCGUGCAACAAGUCCUUCACAUCGGAAAACAGCUUUGGGCAACAUGUCGAGAGCAAAAAGCACAAAAAUCAAGUAAAUACUAAAACACAGAGCAAUCAAACGACGACUGCUGGAAAAAAAGACAAAAAAAAGACAAAUAAAUUGUAA